Dracunculus medinensis (Guinea worm) is the source of this 963-nucleotide messenger RNA. The record is from the annotation of a GenBank genome assembly. NCBI's taxonomy places the organism in Eukaryota, Metazoa, Nematoda, Chromadorea, Rhabditida, Dracunculidae.
AUGUUGUGCGCAUUACAGGAUUCAGCGAAAGAUUUCAAAGUAGUAGAAGUUGGAGCUCGCGAUGGUCUACAAAAUGAAAAGUCAUUGGUACCCACUGCGAUAAAAAUAGAGCUUAUUGAAAGACUAGCGAAUUGCGGACUUCGAGAAGUUGAAGCGACAAGUUUCGUCUCUCCGAAAUGGGUACCUCAGAUGUCCGACCAGAUAGAUGUUGUUAAUGGUAUUCAAAGGUUACCUGGAGUUUCAUAUCCAGUUUUAGUGCCAAACUUAAUUGGCUUCAACAAUGCGAUGGCAACUGGUUGUGUAAAAGAAAUCGCAGUCAUAACCGCUGCUUCUGAAUCUUUUUCCAGAAAGAAUACAAACUCUUCGACUGAAGAAGCCUUGAAGCGAUCAUGCGAUAUUGCAUCAGAAGCAAUAAAAUUGGGCAUUAAGGUGCGUGGAUAUAUUUCUUGUGUCAUCGGAUGCCCAUAUGAUGGUCCGGUAAAACCAGCAUCUGUUCUCCGAAUCGCUGAAGAACUUCUCAGAGUCGGGUGCUACGAAGUUAGUCUUGGCGACACAAUUGGAGUCGGUAGUGCAGGCAGCGUAAAUCGGCUGUUAAAUUCGCUACUCAAUAAUUUGCCAGUUGAAUCAUUAGCUGUUCAUUUUCAUGAUACUUAUGGUCAAGCACUGGCAAAUGUUCUUACUUCCAUCGAGAGAGGGAUUCGCAUCGCAGAUAGUAGCAUAGCUGGACUCGGUGGAUGCCCGUAUGCUAAAGGUGCCAGUGGAAAUAUGGCUACUGAAGACUUAAUUUACAUGCUGAAUGAUUUAGGCGUUAACACCGUAAAUCUUUUAUCGACAUCUUUUUUCUUGAAUUCUGGUGUGGAUCUUGAUUCGCUUAUCGAAGUUGGAGAAUGGAUUUGUACGAAGCUGAAUCGAUUGAAUGGCUCAAAGACAGCGACUGCUAUGAUAAGAAAAAGGUGCAUUUAA